UAAUGUGAAUUAUAUUUACUUAGUGACGUGUUAGCUCUUAUCAUUCAUCAUAUCAGUAAAAACUAUUAUAUUUAUAUAGCAAAGAACAAUAACGUGAUAGUAGUGGGAACAGACAGACAGACUUAUUGUCUUGUGCGAGAAAGUUCAAUAUUUAUAUGUUAUUUAUUAUAAUAAAUAAUGUCUACAGAGAGUGGAAUAGCCCCAUCGAAAGAUGAGACGAAAACAAAGGACUCUAUGGAAAUAUUGGAAGAGGCAUUAGUUGUGUGCGGAUUUGGAAAAUUUAACAUAGUUCUACUAGCUGCUACACUAUGUACGGGGUUUGCGGCUAUGAUCAUAACAACUACUUCAGCGUACAUCUUGCCAAUAGCUGAAUGUGAUCUAAAGAUGGACAUAAUGCAGAAGGGGCUUCUAAAUGCUAUACCAUUCUUUGGUCAAGUUGGAGCAUCUUUGUUCACUGGUUUCGUAUUGGAUGUGUUUGGGAGACGGGUAUUUUUGAUAGGGGGAAACUUCGCUUUGUUCAUCUUGACUAUCCUGGAAGGAUCCUCCCAAAACUACUGGAUGUUGGUCGUCGUGAAACUUAUUCAAGGAAUACCCUUGAGUUUUUGUUUCACGGCUGUUACCCCAAUGCUGACUGAGAUGACAAGUAUGAAGAUACGAGACAGAAUAGUGCUAAUGAAUGCUUGUUUUGUCUCACUUUCGUUAAUAGUAGCAGCUCUGAUGUCAUGGGCGAUGCUACCUCUACAAAUUGACAUCGUCAUAUGGAAGGGCUACUUUGAAUUACACGCUUGGAAUGUUUAUUUGUAUACUUGUUCGGUUUGGAGUCUAAUGGGGGGUAUAUUGUUUUACAUUCUGCCUGAGAGUCCAAAAUAUCUGUUGUCACAUGGACAAGAAAAUGAGGCGUUGGUUGUUUUGAAAAAUAUUUACAGAAUAAACACUGGCAAAGAUGAAGACACUUUUCCGAUUAAAUCAUUAAACCAGAAAAACACAUACAGCGAAACGGUGAAAAGAAGUCUUAAAGAACAACUGGUACGCGCAACCCACGACAUAAAGGAACUGUAUCGACAACCGCUACUGUGUAGACUUAUAUUGUUCACAUUUAUAGGUUUUGUAUGUUUAUGGAAUUACACGUCUCUAAGACUGUGGUUUCCUCAACUUUCAACGAUCGUUGAAGACUAUCACAGAGAACACAAUGAUUCCGCUGACUUUUGCUACAUGAUCAAUAAUUAUAAAGCAGAUUCCAUAGAGGGUCCAAUUUCUAGAAACAUCACAGAACCUACUAUUUGUGUCCCGAAAAUCAGUGGUCCCGAAACUUACAUCAAUGGAAUUCUGAUGGGGGUUAUAUUUUUAAUCUUUGUGUGUAUCAGUGCUUGUGUCAUUGAUCGAGUUGGACAAAAGGUGUUGAUGGUCAUCACCCUUACUGCAGCUUGUGCUUGCUCUUCAUCAAUAUAUUGGGCAAACACUUCUAUACAAAUUGCCUUUCUGAUUUCAACCACGUGCGCCUUGAUGCAAACCUUCCUGAGUUUGCUUCAAAACGUUUUGAUUAGAGUAUUCCCAACGACUGUAAGGGCUCUUGCAACAUCUAUGUUUAUGAUGAUCGGUCGAUUGGGAUCGUUGUUAGGAAGUAUAUUAUUUCCAGUAUUAUUAGAAGUUGGAUGUAUGGCCCCAUUUUUGUCGUUAUCCAUUGUUUGUAUAUGUGUCACCUGUCUUAUUUACUUUCUGCCGGAUCCAAAUAAAGAGAAUAAUGGCGCUGGUGAUAAUUAGCUCUCAAUUUGUGAUAAAGUAGAUAGCUAGAUAAUGAUAUUAGUUUGAAUCUUACUCAGAAUGAAAUAUCUGAUACUGAAAUAGAAACAAACAGUAAAGGUGAUUACACUUGAAA
This is a messenger RNA of Aricia agestis (brown argus), 1876 nucleotides long. RefSeq names its product synaptic vesicle glycoprotein 2C-like. Gene Ontology annotation, biological process: transmembrane transport. Gene Ontology annotation, cellular component: membrane. The transcript is spliced from 10 exons. The record is from RefSeq and is a predicted model, not a curated record. Gene Ontology annotation, molecular function: transmembrane transporter activity. Bases 178 to 1761 code for a protein of 527 amino acids. Lineage: Eukaryota; Metazoa; Arthropoda; Insecta; Lepidoptera; Lycaenidae.